CACCGAUGUCGAGCCCUUUUACUUUCUUCUCGCUUUCUCCCCUCACUCCACCUCACGCUCGCUUUCUUUAUCAAUAGUCUCACACUCAUUUUGCCUUGUCUCUCGUUAUUCCACCGCACUCCCUUCGCGGGAAAGCCUCCUUUGACCGCGCGCGACAAUGAAGCUCCGCGCCCUCCUUCUCCUGGCCGCGGCCGCGACCUUGCACGUGUCUGCCCAGACGGUGAUGGACUACUCGAAAGUCCCAGAAUGUGCGCGUCAAUGCACCAUCCUCGACCAGGCCGAGAAAAACUGCGUUCCCCCAGCGGCUCCAGUCACGGAUCAGGCCACUUAUCAAUCGUGCUUCUGCUUGUCGGCGCUCCUCACCCCCCUCCACUCCUCUGGAAGUCUUUGCGAGCAGUUCUGCGGCGCCGAUAAUGCUGCCAAGAUCUCCCAGUACUAUACGAGUCUCUGUAACGGUCCUGUUGUUCAGCCUCCCAAUCCUAUGACCACGACCGUUACUACCGCCACCACCAGCACGGGUACUUCCACCGCAACGGCUGGAGCGGCCGGCGCCAAACCAGUGAGCUCCAAAUCCAAUGGCCAAACCUGGUGGGAUAAGCACUGGAAGUAUGUCAUUAUGGUCAUUGUCAUUGCAAUUGCCAUGGCAGUAAUCUGGAUCGGAGGCAUCUAUCUUCGCCGUCACUUCGACCGCAAAGCUGACGCCAAACGCGCAAACAUGGCCGCCACCGAUGCCCCGUUUGAUGGAUCUAGCCGUUCGGUUGUAGGGGGCCUUGGUCCAAAGAGCAAUGCUAAUCUCCAGGUCGACGUUCCUCCCCUUCCUCCCGUUCGCGCAAUCGUUCAAGAGAGGUUGAGGAGUCGCAGCAGCUCCUUGACCAGCGCCAUGGUUAGCAGCAAGUCCAACACUCCUCAUCCUGUGGUCCUGGGUCCGCAUCAGCACAUGGCUAAUGCCACGAACGGUCAACUCAACUCCCACCCUUCUUCUGGACAGGCUAUUGCUCCUCCGCCUAUGCCCGUGCGCAACCACGACGCCAUGAGAUCCGACCCCAAGUUCGUCCAGUAUCGCGCUACACCCACGUCUAUCACCGUCGAGGAUGUCAGCUACAACAGCUCCACCAGCACUCUGCCGCGCCCGUCCCGCUUCCUCGAGCAUUCUCCUGACUCAUCCACUGACUCCAUUCAUCAACAUGCCUUCGACGACGCUGGUCAACACACGCUGAAUACACCGCGAAGCAUUCCAAGCCUGCAGCAUGAACGCCGUUUUGGCCACAAGUUACACAAGGCAAACAAGUACUAACAGACUUGGUCGCCUCAUCUCUUUUCCUCGUAGCCACCUUUAGUGCAUGUGCAUCGGCGUCGGAGGGUAGGGUCGGAGUUCACGGAAACAGCUUUUCUUGGGGCAAUUACCAUUGGCCAUCUCCUCGGCCUCGGAACGGUUACGGCGUUUUCUUGGGAGAGGUGGAUCACGGUUCUUGAUUGUCGCCAGUUCUCAUGGACUCGUGAACGAGAACUUGGGUCCUCUGAAUUGGGACCUGGCCUCGAAGCAUUUCCGAGGGGUUCUUCUGUAAUUUAUAACAAUCUUCGGGGGUGGACGGGAACCGCGCAUCUAACGCGAAGUUCUGCGAAAUGACUUGAAACAAAGGGGCGACUUACAGGCUCCCUGGCUCAGGGUCUGAAAUAAACGGUCA
Messenger RNA from Westerdykella ornata, 1685 nucleotides. RefSeq lists its product as uncharacterized. The transcript is spliced from 2 exons. The coding region runs from base 158 to 1294 and encodes 378 amino acids. The record is from RefSeq and is a predicted model, not a curated record. NCBI's taxonomy places the organism in Eukaryota, Fungi, Ascomycota, Dothideomycetes, Pleosporales, Sporormiaceae.